Ornithorhynchus anatinus (platypus) is the source of this 2057-nucleotide messenger RNA. It is a transcript of the gene HRH2, whose product is annotated as histamine receptor H2. The record is from RefSeq and is a predicted model, not a curated record. Bases 157 to 1632 code for a protein of 491 amino acids. Gene Ontology annotation, cellular component: membrane; dendrite. Gene Ontology annotation, biological process: chemical synaptic transmission; positive regulation of vasoconstriction; gastric acid secretion. NCBI's taxonomy places the organism in Eukaryota, Metazoa, Chordata, Mammalia, Monotremata, Ornithorhynchidae. Gene Ontology annotation, molecular function: neurotransmitter receptor activity; G protein-coupled serotonin receptor activity; histamine receptor activity. The transcript is spliced from 2 exons.
CCCAUUUUGCAAAUGAGGCCCAGAGAAGUGAAAUGACUUGCCCAAAGUCACGUAGCAGACAAGUGACAGAGGCGGGAAGCCACGCAGUUCCCUGCCAACGGGAGAGAGAAGCCCGGUGUUCCCGGGGUCGGACGUCUGAAUGGACCAAAGGUCUGGAUGGACGUUGAGCUCCUUCCCUCGUUGGCGUUGGACAGCCCACCUCCCUGUCCGAAGCCCGGCGCUUGCCCCGGGGUCGGGGGGUGGGCCCCUCCGGCCCCUCGGCCAGGGUCGGGGCGGCCCGGCAUGACGAACCUCCCCGGCGCCAACCCCUGGAACUCGACCGUGAGCCAGGUGGUGGGGGGGAUCACCCUCGGGACCCUCAUCCUGGUGGUCAUCGGGGGCAACGUGGUGGUCUGCUUGGCCGUGGGCCUUGACCGGAGGCUCCGCAGCCCGACCAACUGCUUCACCGUGUCCCUGGCGGUGACGGACCUGCUGCUGGGCAUCCUGGUGCUGCCCUUGUCGGCCAUCUUGGAGCUGAGCCAGACCUGGGUCUUCAGCCAGACCCUCUGCAAAAUCCACGCCAGCCUGGACGUCAUGCUCUGCACGGCCUCCAUCCUCAACCUCUUCAUGAUCAGCCUGGACCGUUACUACGCCAUCACCGCCCCCCUCCGCUAUCCCGCAGUGGUCACGCCUGCCCGGGUGGGCACGGCCCUGGCGGGGAUCUGGACCGUGUCCCUCCUGUUCUCUUUCCUGCCCAUCCACAUGGGCUGGAACGCCCAGAACGCUCAGAUGCCCCCUCACCCCAACCAGUGCAAGGUAGAGGUCAACAAGGCCUACGGGCUGGUGGACGCCCUGGUCACCUUCUACUUUCCCCUGUUGGUCAUGAGCGCCACCUAUUACCGCAUCUUCAAGAUCGCCCGGGAGCAAGCCAAGAGGAUCAACCAGGCCGGGAGCAGGGGUCAGGGCCUCGGGCCUUGCUCGCCUGCCGUCAAGGAGCACAAAGCCACGGUCACCCUGGCGGCCGUGAUGGGGGUCUUCAUCAUCUGCUGGUUCCCUUACUUCACCGUGUUCGUCUACCGGGGAGUGAGGGGGGACGAGGCCAUCAACAAGACCCUCGAGGCCGUGGUCCUGUGGCUCGGCUAUGCCAACUCAGCCCUCAACCCCCUCCUCUACGCCGCCCUGAACAGAGACUUCCGCGCAGCCUACCGCCGCCUCUUCUCCUGCCGCGGGACCCGAUCCUCCGCCCACCUCGAGUCCACUAGCUGGAGGGAGAAGAGGUCACUCGGACCGCUGGUGAGGAAUGAGACGGAGACCUCACUCGAUCCGGAACCCCCGGACAGGAAGGCUGUCCGGCCCUGGGCCCCGGCUCCCGACAACAUCCUCUCCUGCUGCAAGGGCUGGUGGAGAUCCGACCUGCUUCCGCGGGGGACGGCGAAGGUCCCGGGGGCGGCCGCGGCGAUGCCAACCACAGCGACGACGGUGACGAUAGCGACGGCGACCGGGGAGGAGGGUCCGCUGCGGCCUUCGGAGUCCCAGGGAACGUGGGCCUUGGGACCCCCGACCUCAGGAACCCCCUGGAACUCCCCAGGAAUCCCGUGUCCACUCCCCAGGUACCCCAGACGUUGUGACUCUGAGCCCCCCCGCGUGCCCUGAGGGACCAGGGCCCUCCAGGCGGUGUGCAGAGGUGAGGGAGAUACCGGCGUGGGGCCUGGGUUCCAGGCCGCGGGCACCGCUCUGAGCAGGACAGUCGAGGGCUCAGCAAGGGCCUACCAGAAGAGGUCACGGGGGCAGAGGUGGGGAUCUGACCGAGGGUGGGCCCCCAUCAAACAGCCCUCUACACACACACACACUCCCUCCUCCUCCUCCUUCCCCCCCCCCCAGCCCCCCACCAAAGACAUCCAGGCUCUCUCGAAGCCCCCCCGUCCCCCGCCCACCGGGCAGAAGACCCCAUCGUCCCCAGGCCCUGGAUGGGGGUGACCGUGGCAGAGAUCUGUUCCCGCAGAGACUCCGAGCCGGAACGUGGCAGCAACCGGUGCUGGAUCGGAACCGAAACGGGAAUAAAGUUUUUGUUCCUUUGA